Messenger RNA from Mollisia scopiformis, 840 nucleotides. RefSeq lists its product as uncharacterized. NCBI's taxonomy places the organism in Eukaryota, Fungi, Ascomycota, Leotiomycetes, Helotiales, Mollisiaceae. The transcript has 4 exons. Gene Ontology annotation, molecular function: carbon-sulfur lyase activity. The annotation marks the transcript as partial. The record is from RefSeq and is a predicted model, not a curated record.
AUGUCAGACACCACCCCCACUUCCGCACCAGCAACAGCACCCGCACCAGAGCUCAAAACCUACCAUGGCAACUGUCAUUGCGGAGCCGUGAAAUACACUGUCACUCUCCCCGAAAUCACAAGCGUCACCGAAUGCGACUGCAGCCUCUGCCUCAAGAAAGGCCACAAAUCGUUAUUUCCAUCCGGAGGCCUCGUCUUCGAGGAGGGAAAAGGAGAGGAUAAAUUGAAAUCUUAUGAGUUUGCUGGGAAGACUAUCGCUCACAAGGCUCGAACACUCAACGAAAUCGACGAUAUCUUCGGUCUCAAAGUCAACACUUACAAGGGCACAACUCUCGAACCGGGAUAUACACCACAUGCCUUCACCGGCCCAGAGCCCACAGCAACCAUUGAAAACGCAAAAACCUAUUACGGCUCCUGUCACUGCGGCGCCAUAACCAUGGCUUUCAAGACCGCGGGUCCGUUGCCUGAGGGAUCGGAAAAGAUCCAACAAUGCAAUUGUUCUAUUUGCUGCAGGAACGGCACGAUCCUAACCUACCCCCACAAAACCCAAAUCUCAAUCCAUUCCCCCACAACACCACCCACCCCCCUAUCAAUCUACACCUUUGGUCGCAAAUUCCAACAACACACCUUCUGCCCCAUCUGCGGCGUCGCCAUCUCGCUCCAAAAGAACAGGCCCGUCGAUCCGGAGCUCUUCAAGAAGGAGGCUCCCGCGGGAGCGGAUCAGAAGCAAUGGGAGGAGAAAUUGCCCGUUAAUUUGAGAUGUUUUGAGGGCGUGGAGUGGGACCGGGUGAAGGUUGAGAAUAGAGACUGGAAGAAUUAUGGGGGGAAAUAUGAGGUUCCU